Entelurus aequoreus (snake pipefish) is the source of this 6197-nucleotide messenger RNA. It is a transcript of the gene vps50, whose product is annotated as VPS50 EARP/GARPII complex subunit. NCBI's taxonomy places the organism in Eukaryota, Metazoa, Chordata, Actinopteri, Syngnathiformes, Syngnathidae. Bases 131 to 3019 code for a protein of 962 amino acids. Gene Ontology annotation, biological process: retrograde transport, endosome to Golgi; endocytic recycling. Gene Ontology annotation, molecular function: SNARE binding. The record is from RefSeq and is a predicted model, not a curated record. Gene Ontology annotation, cellular component: EARP complex. The transcript has 28 exons.
ACACUUCCUGGCUCUUCGGUCACGUGACAAAACCAUGGCUUCCUUCUUGUGUUUGAUGGAGGCGCGUCGUUGACACGAAAACGUAAUUGUCUGUCGCUUGUGAGCUAGUUGGACAUUUUCUGGGGGCACCAUGCAGAAGAUCAAGUCUCUUAUGGCCCGGCAGGGCCUGAAGAGUCCCCAGGAGAGCAUAACAGACCUCAGUCCUGUGGAGAACCUGAGUAUCCCCAGCAAGGAGGAAUUGCGGGAGCUCCGGGAGCAGCCCAUCGACCCCCUGGCCGAGCAGGAGAUCAUUGAGAGCAUCGAGGAGGUCUACUUCUCUAACGACUCUUUUGAUAUGGUGCAGCACGAACUGGAGAAGCUCCCAGCCGAACUCAACCUGUUGGAGUUGGAAGAGUACAAAGACAGAUUGAAGAAACAGCAGGCAGCAGUUUCUAAAAAGGUUGCCGAUCUCAUUUUGGAGAAACAGCCAUCUUAUGUCAAGGAGCUGGAGAGAGUGACUGCGUUGCAGACCAACCUGCAGCUGGCAGCUGUCAUUUGCACAAAUGCAAGAAGACAACUGAGUGUGUCGAAAGAGGGAUUCACUGAAGCAAGCUUGGGCUUAUUAGCCAAUCAGAGACGACGUCAACUCCUAACCGGCCUGCUCAAGUCUCUCCGGACCAUCAAGACGCUGCAAAGGACAGAUGUACGACUCAGCGAGAUGCUUGAGGAGGAAGACUAUCCCGGUGCCAUCCAGCUCUGCCUGGAAUGCCAGAAGGCCGCCAGCACAUUCAAACACUACAGCUGCAUCAGUGAAUUGAAUUCUAAACUGCAAGACACUCUGGAGCAAAUAGAGGAGCAGCUUGACGUUGCCCUUUCAAAGACUUGCAAGCACUUUGAUGUUGCACACUAUACCAAGGUCCAGCUGGCCUACACACUCCUGGGGAAGACACAGACGGCUAUGGACCAGCUGCACAUGCACUUCACCCAAGCCAUCCACAACACCGUCUUCCAAGUGGUGCUGGGAUAUGUGGAGCUCUGCGCUGGCAAUGCCGACACCAAGUUCCAGAAAAUGCAAUAUAAGGAUCUUUGCACGCAUAUCACUCUGGACAGCUACAUCCCGUGUUUGACCGACCUCUGCAAGGCAUUGUGGGAAGUGAUGCUGAGCUACCACCGCACUAUUCAGUGGCAUGAGGAGCACGACCAGCAGGCAUCCACGCCAACACCAGAUGCCUCCCAGUCGGAUGACUUGGUGGUGGACCGCAGCUACGUGAAGAAGAAGCUGGAGCACGGACUCACCAGGAUCUGGCAGGAUGUCCAGUUAAAGGUGAAGGCUUACAUCCUGGGGACCGACAUGUCCAACUUCAAAUAUGAUGACUUCAUAGUAGUAUUAGAUGUCAUCAGCAGGUUAAUGCAAGUGGGUGAAGAAUUCUGCGGCAGUAAAUCGGAGGUCCUGCAGGAGUCCAUUAAGCGCCAGAGUGUGAACUAUUUCAAAAACUACCACAGGGCUCGACUGGAGGAGCUGCGGAUGUUUCUGGAAAAUGAAACGUGGGAACUUUGCCCCGUCAAAUCGAACUUCAACAUCUCACAGCUCCAUGAGUUUAAGUUCAUGGACCAGUGUCGCUCCCCUUCCAUGUCCCCAAGCCGCCAGGGCGCGUCCAUCCUAAUCCAGGGGGAGCUGUCUCUGUUCCAGCAGUACCUGCAAGACGGAAACCCCUUUGAAAUGCACAUUGAACACAACGAGGAGGAGACGGAGGACGUGCUGGCUUCCAACGGGUACGAGUCUGACGAGCUGGAGAAGAGCGCUUAUCAGGAGUACGACAGCGACAGCGACGUCCCCGAGGAGCUCAAGCAGGACUACGUUGACGAGCAGACGGGCGAUGUCCCGCUCAAGAGCGUGUCCCGGGAGACCAUAAGAAGCAAGAAGAGGUCCGACUACAACUUGAGCAAGACCAACGCACCCAUCCUUACCAACACCACCCUCAACGUCAUCCGCCUGGUCGGAAAGUACAUGCAGAUGAUGAACAUUCUGAAGCCCAUCGCCUUCGAUGUCAUCCACUGUGUGUCGCAGCUCUUCGACUACUACCUCUUCACAGUCUACACCUUCUUUGGACGGAAUGACAUGUAUGAGUCAUCGGGUCUGGGCCUUAUCAGCAGCAGACUGAGAACCACCCUGAACCGGAUCCAGGAGAGCCUCAUCGACACGGAGUCGGGCGGUGAAAAUGCCGGCUUGCACAUUCCCACGGAGGAAAAGAAGGAGAAGGUGCCGAGCCCCCACCUCAGCCAGAUGGUGGUCCUCACCAACGGUGGCACUCUUUACGGCCUGGCGCAGAGAGUGGUCGCCACAGAGUCCCUUGUCUUUUUGGCCGAGCAGUUUGAGUCCCUGCAGUCCCAGUUGGACACCAUGAUGCCCGCUGCCAAGAAGCCUUUCCUGCAGCAGUUCUACUCCCAGACCGUGUCCACGGCCAGUGAACUGCGGAAGCCCAUAUACUGGAUCGUGGCGGCCAAGGCCAUCGACUACGAGCAGAUGUUGCUCUUGAUGUCGGGCGUCAAAUGGGACAUCAGAGAGAUCAUGUCCCAGCAUAACAUAUACGUGGAUGUCCUCUUGCAGGAGUUUGAGAUGUUCAACAAGCGCCUGGGUGACAUCAGCAGGCACGUACGCAUCCCGCUGCCCGUGUCCAACGUCCUGUGGGAGCACUGCAUCCGCCUGGCCAACCGGACUCUUGUAGAGGGCUACGCCAACGUGAAGAAGUGCAGCAACGAGGGCCGAGCGCUGAUGCAGCUGGACUUCCAACAGUUCCUGAUGAAGUUGGAGAAGCUGACCGACCUGAGGCCCAUACCUGACAAGGAGUUUGUGGAGACCUACAUCAAGGCCUACUACCUGACUGAGAACGACAUGGAGCAGUUCAUCAAGAACCACAGGGAGUACUCCAUGAAGCAGCUUGCAAACCUGGUGAACGUGUGUCUGGGCUCCCACAUAAACAAGAAGGCCCGCCAGAAGCUCCUGGCAGCCAUCGACGACAUUGACAGACCUAAGAGAUAGUCAGUAGUUCUAUGAUAGUCCAUACAGUAGAACUGCUGCUCUACACCACAAGUCAUGCUAACCCCUCCUGAUGAUGGAUGUAGAAACUAAGGACGUACUCACAUUAGACCAAGGGUAGGCACACUUCACGCCUGAAGUCAGGCCCGUUUAGCCGGGUGGCAACACUCUGAUCUGUGCUUUAAAAACAUUAUGGACUCACCUUCUUCUCAUUCAAUGUGUUUUCUUUAUUUUCAUGACUAUUUACAUUGUAGAUUGUCACAUCAAAACUAUGAAUGAACACAUGUGGAGUUAUGUACUUGACAAAAAAAAACAACUGAAAACAUGUUUUAUAUUCUAGUUUCUUCAAAAUAGCCACCCUUUGCUCUGAUCACUGCUUUGCACACUCAUGGCAUUCUCUCCAUGAGCUUCAAACUAUGUGGAGUUAUGUACUUAACAAAAAAAACACCUGAAAACAUGUUUUAUAUUCUAGUUUCUUCAAAAUAGCCACCCUUUGCUCUGAUCACUGCUUUGCACACUCCUGGCAUUCUCUCCAUGAGCUUCAAAACUAUGAAUGAACACAUGUGGAGUUAUGUACUUAACAAAAAAAAUAACUGAAAACAUGUUUUAUAUUCUAAUUUCUUCAAAAUAGCCUCCCUUUGCUCUGAUCACUGCUUUGCACACUCCUGGCAUUCUCUCCAUGAGCUUCAAACUAUGUGGAGUUAUGUACUUAACAAAAAAAAACAACUGAAAACAUGUUUUAUAUUCUAGUUUCUUCAAAAUAGCCACCCUUUGCUCUGAUCACUGCUUUGCACGCUCCUGGCAUUCUCUCCAUGAGCUUCAAACUAUGUGGAGUUAUGUACUUAACAAAAAAAAUACCUGAAAACAUGUUUUAUAUUCUAGUUUCUUCAAAAUAGCCACCCUUUGCUCUGAUUACUGCUUUGCACACUCCUGGCAUUCUCUCCAUGAGCUUCAAAAAUAUGAAUGAACACAUGUGGAGUUAUGUACUUAACAAAAAAAAUACCUGAAAACAUGUUUUAUAUUCUAGUUUCUUCAAAAUAGCCACCCUUUGCUCUGAUCACUGCUUUGCACACUCCUGGCAUUCUCUCCAUGAGCUUCAAACUAUAUGGAGUUAUGUACUUAACAAAAAAAAUACCUGAAAACAUGUUUUAUGUUCUAGUUUCUUCAAAAUAGCCACCCUUUGCUCUGAUCACUGCUUUGCACACUCUUGGCAUUCUCUCCAUGAGCUUCAAACUAUGUGGAGUUAUGUACUUAACAAAAAAAACAACUGAAAACAUGUUUUAUAUUUUAGUUUCUUCAAAAUAGCCACCCUUUGCUCUGAUCGCUGCUUUGCACACUCCUGGCAUUCUCUCCAUGAGCUUCAAAACUAUGAAUGAACACAUGUGGAGUUAUGUACUUAACAAAAAAAAAUACCUGAAAACAUGUUUUGUGUUCUAGUUUCUUCAAAAUAGCCUCCCUUUGCUCCGAUCACUGCUUUGCACGCUCCUGGCAUUCUCUCGAUGAGCUUCAAAACUAUGAAUGAACACAUGUGGAGUUAUGUACUUAACAAAAAAAACAACUGAAAACAUUUUUUAUAUUCUAGUUUCUUCAAAAUAGCCACCCUUUGCUCUGAUCACUGUUUUGCACACCCUUGGCAUUCUCUCCAUGAGCUUCAAAACUAUGAAUGAAAACAUGUGGAGUUAUGUACUUAACAAAAAAAAUAACUGAAAACAUGUUUUAUAUUCUAAUUUCUUCAAAAUAGCCUCCCUUUGCUCUGAUCACUGCUUUGCACACUCCUGGCAUUCUCUCCAUGAGCUUCAAACUAUGUGGAGUUAUGUACUUAACAAAAAAAACAACUGAAAACAUGUUUUAUAUUCCAGUUUCUUCAAAAUAGCCUCCCUUUGCUCUGAUCACUGCUUUGCACACUCCUGGCAUUCUCUCCAUGAGCUUCAAAACUAUGAAUGAACACAUGUGGAGUUAUGUACUUAACAAAAAAAAACUGAAAACAUAUUUUAUAUUCUAGUUUCUUCAAAAUAGCCACCCUUUGCUCUGAUCACUGCUUUGCACGCUCCUGGCAUUCUCUCCAUGAGCUUCAAACUAUGUGGAGUUAUGUACUUAACAAAAAAAAAACCUGAAAACAUGUUUUAUAUUCUAGUUUCUUCAAAAUAGCCACCCUUUGCUCUGAUCACUGCUUUGCACACUCCUGGCAUUCUCUCCAUGAGCUUCAAACUAUGUGGAGUUAUGUACUUAACAAAAAAAUACAUGAAAACAUGUUUUAUGUUCUAGUUUCUUCAAAAUAGCCACCCUUUGCUCUGAUCACUGCUUUGCACACUCUUGGCAUUCUCUCCAUGAGCUUCAAAAAGUAGUCACCUGAACAAAAAAAUGUGUACAUAACUCCACAUGUGUUCAUUCAUAGUUUUGAUGUGACAAUCUACAAUGUAAAUAGUCAUGAAAAUAAAGAAAACACAUUGAAUGAGAAGGUGAGUCCAUAAUGUUCAUAUUAGUAUAAUAAAUAACAUUUUAGUAUGUACUCUUAACAAGAUAGUUGAAACAAUUGAUUCCAUGACUCAGUGAUGACAUCAUACGGCAGUAAAAAAUACUUUUAGCAACAAUAUAAACCACUGUAAUCUUUCUUUUGCACAUUGUUAUGAAAAAAAUACAGGAAAUUUUCAAGGCAACAAAAUCAUUGAAAUCCUCUAAGGCAGUGUUUCCUCGCCUUAGAGGGCCGCUACAAUAUAGACUUUUCUCAGUUGUAAUACACUCUUCAACCACUUGUGGCAGUCAUGACAAUAUCAAACAAACCGGAGAAGUCUGGAGCCAAAGUCAGAGAGAUGUUUCUUUAACGCAAAAAAUACGACCAAAGUGGUAGCUGUAUUUUCAUUUGCACGGUCAUUUUUCACUAUUUAUUUAAGAAACAUACAGUACAGGCCAAAAGUUUGGACUCACCUUCUCAUUCAAUGUGUUUUCUUUAUUUUCAUGACUUAUUUACAUUGUAGAUUGUCACAUCAAAACUCUGAAUGAACACAUGUGGAGUUAUGUACUUCACCAAAAAAAGGUGAAAUAACUGAAAACAUGUUUUAUAUUCUAGUUUCUUCAAAGUAGCCACCCUUUGCUCUGAUUACUGCUUUGCACACUCUUGGCAUUCUCUCCAUGAGCUAACUCCUUCAAGACUAUUGGAAAACCAUUUCAGGUGACUACCUCU